This is a messenger RNA of Micromonas pusilla CCMP1545, 1173 nucleotides long. RefSeq lists its product as uncharacterized. The transcript has 3 exons. The coding region runs from base 1 to 1173 and encodes 390 amino acids. Gene Ontology annotation, molecular function: ATP hydrolysis activity; ATP binding. NCBI's taxonomy places the organism in Eukaryota, Viridiplantae, Chlorophyta, Mamiellophyceae, Mamiellales, Mamiellaceae. The record is from RefSeq and is a predicted model, not a curated record.
AUGCGCGUCAGCGAGCUCCGCAGCUUGGCGAACGUCCAGGGCGAUUACCACGUCCCCGAGCGGUUCAGGGAUAAGUUCGCGACGCACCUCGUGAAGAACGCGCUCGCGUCGUCAAAUCUUCAGACGCCGCUGAUACUCGGCAUCUGGGGCGGGAAAGGGUGCGGGAAGUCGUUCAACGUCGAGCUGUGCUGCCGCGACAUGGGCGUCACGCCGAUCGUGACCUCCGCGGGCGAGCUCGAGGACCCGGUCGCGGGCGAGCCCGGCGCGCUCUUACGGCGGCGGUACCUCGCCGCGUCCACGGCGAUCCGUCACACGGGGAAACCGGCCGAUCUGGACGCCGGCAUCGGACGGCACCGCGACGAUAAGACCACGGUGAACAACCAGAUCGUCGCCGCGACGCUCAUGAACCUGUGCGACGACCCGACGCGCGUGAGCGUCGGAGGCGAGUGGCGCGCGGACGACCGCGCCCGCUGCGAGAGAGUCCCGAUCGUGGUGACCGGAAACGACCUCUCGAGAGUCUACGCGCCGCUCACGCGAAGCGGCCGCAUGGACCUCUGGAUGUGGGAGCCGACGCGCGACGAGAUCGCGGAGAUGGUGCAUCAACUCCUCAAAGACGAUAAGCGGCCGGGCGGAUACGGAGGGAUCGAGGACGCGCGACGGUUCGUGGACGCGUUCGACGCGCAGCCGUUGGAUUUUUUCGGCGCCGCGCGAAGUCGGUGCGUCGACGACGACGUUCGCGCGUUCGUGGACCGCGUCGGCGUCGAAUCCCUCGGAACGCGCUUGUUAUCAUCGGGCGACAAAAUCAAAAGCAAAAGCGUCGUCGUCGGAAGAGGGGACGUCUCGCUGGAGGCGCUGGUGCGCGCCGGGAGAGCGAUCGAGCGCGAGCAACAGAACGUCCUCGACGUGCGACUGUCGCGGGAAUAUCUCGCGAACUGGGACGACGACGGGUCGUCCGCGGCGGAGGUCGCGAGACGCCGCGCGGACGACCGCCGGCGCGCGGACGGGCUCGCCGUCGCCGCGGACGCGGAGGAGGCGCGGCGGAGGCAUCGCGUCGCGGAGGCGGAGGAGCGCGCGCGGCGCGAGGCCGCGGAGGGCGCGCUGGCGGCGGCGGCGGAGCGAGCGCUGAGGUGCGUUCUAUACACUGGUUCCCAUGCGACCGCGUCGGCGUGGUGA